Molecule: messenger RNA, 1025 nt
Organism: Meira miltonrushii
Lineage: Eukaryota; Fungi; Basidiomycota; Exobasidiomycetes; Exobasidiales; Brachybasidiaceae
Exons: 1
Coding region: 159-905 (248 amino acids)
Source: RefSeq, a predicted model, not a curated record
CGUCAAUCACAGAUUUCAGCCAUCCAGCAUUUGCCGCUUGUACCUUGGAAAUUUCAAGAUUAGAGUUCUCCGACAAUCUCUGUAAAGAACGGUCGUUCUUGACAGCGAACCGAAUAAGCAUUCUGUCCGGUCACCGAUUACGACAAUUCACUUCCACAAUGCCGGCCAUUCGAACUUCUCGGCCUGACAUUAUCAUCAGGGUUCCUAGGGCUAUCAAUCUACCAAAACAAUCGAAAGAAACGGAAGACGGCAGCGGAGAAGGAAAAGAAGAUCAACAAUCAGCUGAUCAUACAACACAAAUCGCCUCACCCUACAAUCCAGAGGCUUCAGGGUCAACACCUUCGCGGCGAUCUGCUUCACCAGUAAAAGGAGGACGAUCCGAAGAUCAUCUGCGAGUAGGUCCAUCAACCGGAGAAGCAAAAGAACAAAGCAGUAUCCCUCCCUCAAGAUAUCAAUAUGCCAGUCAAGCAACCUCUUCAGCUGAAUGGAAUAGUUUAUUGAUUUGGGCAAGAAGACAAAGAGGUCCACAAUGGGAUUCUGCGACUGGAAUGUGGCAAGUUGAUCAAGGUUCAACGGAAUAUUAUGCGUUUAGCAAUGAUCCUGCAAGACAUACAAAACUUUCAUAUAAUUUGCAUCAACAUCACGAAGCCGAUCAAGAGACGCAAGAUGGCAACUUAACACAAGAUGGAAUGGAACAAGAUUCAAAAGCAUCGAUGCCUGAAGUAGGAUCAAUACAGGGUACUAUGGACGGUCAUCAUCAUCCUGGUCAUCAUGAUUUUCAUAAUAAUACACCUUUUAAUCUUUCUAGCUCAGCCGGAGGAGCAGGAGGUUCGAUACCGAUCGGAUACAAUGAAGAUUCUCCACCGCCCAUGGGUCCUGGAGGAAGGCGAGCAAGGGCUCGUUAAUGGUCAUGAUCGUAAUUGUAUAAUAGUGUCACAUAUUGAAAUAGAAGCUUAUUCUGGGGUUAAUGGCUCAACGCGCUUUAAAGGGCGUAUGCACACGUGAUUCGCAUAAUUUUUAAUCAG